UUUUCGGCCCCGCAUAAACACAUGAAUAGAUAACGAAUCUGCCACUGUAUGGGAUCGUUUAUAGCCCCCCAGAGAACCCUCGAAUCGAACUGAACCGACCCGAACACUCUGUGAUUGACAAAUUAACGCAUUCAUUUUGAUUAGCAUCUGUAUCUACUCGUAUCUGUUCGAUAGCUGAGGGUUCUGUUUCAAUAGUUCCAGCGAUUAACGAUCCCACAGUCAGAUCACAGUUUCGGUUGUGUCCGUCCCCUAUUCGGUGUCUCGAUUGCCUAUAGAUUGGCAUUUUACAGCAUUCGCGUACGCCGAACCUCAAUUGCGGAAAGCUCUACACAUGAACGAUCUUUAGUCGUACCGCACAGAUAUACAUAUAGCUAAUAUAUAGUAAAAGCAACAGUGACGCAUCAUCAUCAUCACAUUGAGAUCGCGUCUAGUGGGUGGCGGUGACAAAAACAAGAAGCGAAACCCAGCCACUAAUUUCAACUAAUUUCGAACACUUGGCUAAAUGCGUGAUCGUCACUUGGCCAAAAUGCCGCGUGGAGGAACAACAACAGCGCGCUAUGAGGAGGAUCCAGACAAUGCCUGGAACUGCUGCUCCUGGUGCGAGUACUUGCUGAUCGUGAUUCUUUCCACCAUUCUGUUGGUGGGAGUCCUGGUGUUGACCCUCUUCUGGGUGAUGUUCUAUCGCGAUGGCUUCGCCUGGUCGGAGAGCCCCAAGCAGCAGUUCAAUCUGCAUCCCAUCCUGAUGAUUGCCGGUUUCGUCACUCUCUCUGGAUUUUCCAUCUUGAUCUAUCGCCUGUGCCGGUGCGUGAAGCAUAUCUAUGUGAAGCUGAUCCACAUGUUCUUUCACGCCAUUGCCAUUCCGUGCAUCGCCCUGGGUUUCCUCUCCGUCUUCGACUCCCACGAGGCGUUGCAAAAGGUGAACUUCUACAGCUUGCACUCUUGGCUGGGUUUCGUGACUAUGGGCAUGUUUGUGCUGCAGUUUGUGAUCGGAUUCUUCAGCUUUCUGGUGAUGCUCUGCUGUGAGAACAAGACCUACAGCUGCCGCUCCGCCAUGGUGCCUAUACACGCCAGUCUGGGUCUGGCCAACUUCUGGCUGGCCAUUGCCACAUCUGUGACGGGUCUCAUUGAGAAGGAGCGCGAGACGGUGGCCGAGACGAACGUCAGCGCCGAAAACAAGCUCAUUGAGCAUUACAUCACCAGUGCCAUUGGCAUCACUCUGAUCUUCAUCGGCAUCAUCGUCACCUUUGCGGUGCGACGGUCCAACGCUCCCGCCUCGGCCAAAGUCUACGUAACCGAACGCAUUUAGGAUGUCGGCUGCUCCCCAGCUGGCCCCGCCAACCACAGCCAGUGCAGGAAGAGCGUCUCAAAUGGAAAUUGUAUCCAAGGAUUAUCUGUGGUUCCGUUGUGGAUUCAGAGCUUUGAACCAAUGUCGUCCUUUUGAAAGGCUUAGCACAAACAGAUCACGCUUCUGCAUACUCUUUCUAGACAUACCUGUUAUAACGUUUUAUAUGCCAAAUUGAAUUCCCUUCAUAUACAUAGA
Molecule: messenger RNA, 1540 nt
Organism: Drosophila persimilis
Lineage: Eukaryota; Metazoa; Arthropoda; Insecta; Diptera; Drosophilidae
Gene: nemy
Product: probable ascorbate-specific transmembrane electron transporter 1
Exons: 5
Coding region: 503-1306 (267 amino acids)
Molecular function (GO): oxidoreductase activity
Source: RefSeq, a predicted model, not a curated record